Messenger RNA from Pocillopora meandrina, 2131 nucleotides. NCBI's taxonomy places the organism in Eukaryota, Metazoa, Cnidaria, Anthozoa, Scleractinia, Pocilloporidae. The record is from the annotation of a GenBank genome assembly.
AUGGUAACGACCUAUAAAGUGCAAGAAUUGGAUGACACGCCCUUACAAGGCACAUUUUAUGUGAGGGAUUUGCAAAAAGUACAUGUAGAUGAAGCGACUUAUUUUCGAGUGGAAAAAGUAUUAAAGAGACAAAAGGAUAAAUUGUUUGUCAAGUGGAAAGGGUACCCUAGCAAAUAUAACAGUUGGAUUAAUAAAAAAGAUUUAAAGUGAAUUGUGUGUUUGUGGUGAUCGCAUCAUGAGAGGAGGAAGUUUGAGACGCUUUAAAGUGUAUGUGCCAAAUGAACAAGGAGGAGGUGGUCUCAUGCGCUGGCAGACCCCCUCACCUUAUGCCCCACCACCUUUUAUCGGAUCCUGGGGUGAUCCUCAAAUAGGUGCCGGAGUCAAAGACAUGGCUAAAGAUUUUUUGAAAGGUGUAACAGGAGGCCUUAAAAGCAGUGUCAAAAAGCGUUCGUUAUCAGAAGUGCCGCGAGGUAUAAAGAGAGGGGCUUCCCAAGCGCUCAAGAACGAAUUGAAAAGAAAAGUUGCCAAGAGGUUGAACGAUAUUUUUGGAGAAUAAAACAUGGUCCGCAUCAGCACCGUACGUCAAAGUGAUCCUAUCAUUGGUGUAGGCACAACAUCACUGACAGAUCCUGUGUCUUCCAUCUUAAAAAGGUAUAAAGGAAGAAGAAGAAAACAACAGCAACGAGGAGGAUUUCUCACAAGUCGUAUAAAGAAAAUAGGAACACGACAACGUGUACAUAAACGCAGAAGACGUUGAAACAGACACAUCACCAUGUCUAUCAAAGGGGCAGAGCAGAAUUCAAGUCUAGAUCUCUUUAGAAUACCACCUACAGAUCUUUCUACGGUAAAGUACCGAUAUGUCAAAAUACCACCUCAGACAUCUAGUAUUACUCCUAUCCAAGUGCACGUGGAACGACAAUCAGAUCUCACCGAUCUUUCGAGAAGUUUUGUCCAACUGGAUUUGGGUUUCAAAACCACAGAAAAUGCCAGUCUCACAGCAUGCGCAAACAAUGUGGGUGUGAUGACUUCACCAGCCAACAAUAUUGCACACACCCUCUUCAAGCAAAUCAAUUUCAGAGCCAAUGGUACCUUACUCACUGAACAAGUAGACAUGUACCAUCUUAAAGCUUUCAUACAGACGAUCCUUAAUUAUGACAGGAAUGAUGGAGAGACGAUACUCGAACCAGCUGGAUGGCGGAACGAAAUUGAUUCUCCUGUAACCUACACCGCUGCAAAUGUCAAGAUGGAUGAUGACGCGUAUACAGCUCUUUCCAUAAAUCAUCAAGAAAGCAUCAAGAGACAGAGAGCAGAUGCAACAGAAUACUAUGCAGGAGGAAAGAGGAGAAUCUUGAGAAUGAAACCGUUUAUAGACGCGUUUCACCAAGGAAAAUGGAUCGUCCCCAAAACUCUUUUGGAAUUGGAAUUUUAUCUGAAUCCAGCAGCUUUAUUCAUGAAUGGAGAAGCCAAUCCACCCAGUGAGGAAAUCCGAGUCAACCCAGAGGAUAUUAAACUUACCUUCUUUCUAUGUCUGGUGUCCCUAAACCCAGCCGUCUACAUGAGCAUGAUGAGUAUGAUGACCAAAACCCCAACCAAGUAUCCCAUGAUCCGUACCGAGAUGAGACAGUUUCCCUUAGAAAUCAACAACCCAUUCAAUGGAAAGGUGCCAAAAAGAGUCAUCAUUGGUAUUCUGAAAACUACUGCAUUCAAUGGUCAAUAUAACGAAGACCCCUUGGCCUUUGGAAAAUUUGGGGUGGAAUACAUCAAACAAAUUGUGAAUGGAGAAGAAUACCCAUACGAGACUUUGGAACUCAACACGGCUAAUGGUCAAAAAGACUUGGUGGGUUAUCACCGAUUUCUGGAUGCUACUGGCUGUCUGUACAGAAAUGCAGGAAACAUGGUGCGAUUCAAAGACUGGGGUCAUGGAAAAAAUUGCACGCUGUUUGCGUUUUCCAAUGUGGCCAAUGGAAGACACGAUGACCCGGUUCUUCUACCUAAAAAUGAAGGCUUCAUCAACAUUCACAUUAAAUGUGCAGGGCAAGCAAGUCAGAAAACGGUGAUCGUUUAUGCUGAAUAUGAAAGCAUUAUGGAAAUUGAUGGCAUUAAAGGAGCUACCACGAUGGAAGUGCAUUAG